AUGGCGUCUAGAAGAGUGUUAGAAGAUGAAGAAAUUGUUUCUAUUCUGAAUCAAGAAGACGAAUUUUCAAAUGAUGGCAGUGACAGCGAGAUUGAGGAUCAUGUAAUCGAGGAUGAUGUCCAAAGUGAAACUGACGACGAGUACGUAGAUGAGGUUAUAGAAGAAAACUUAGAUGAAACCUCAACAUCUGAACACCGCGGACAUGACCACCGAAUAAUUAUUCCGGCUCAAAGAGUAAUCAGAGGUAAGAAUAGACACGUUUGGGCUACUUGUAAAGGCCAAAAUCACGGAAGAACAUCUGCUAUCAAUAUAGUUCGUUCUAAUAGAGGUCCCACUCGAAUGUAUCGAAAUAUUUUGGACCCACUUUUAUGUUUUCAUUUAUUUAUCACGGAUGAUAUUAUUCAAGAGCUUGUUCGCUGGACAAAUGUUGAAAUAUCCAUUAAACGUAGUGAUAGUAUGACUUCUCCGACAUUUAGAGAUACAAAUCCUACUGAACUCAAAGCCUUUAUUGGUAUACUUACUCUCAGUGCUGCAAUGAAAGAUAACCAUUUAUCUACAGUCGAAUUAUUUGAUAGUUCAUUUAGUGGCACAAGAUAUGUGACGGUUAUGAGUAGAGACAGAUUCGAUUUUAUUAUCAGGUGUCUAAGAAUGGAUGACAAGACCCUGCGCCCUGCUCAUCGUAAGCAAGAUCCGUUUAUUCCUGUUCGGAAGGUUUGGGAUUUAUUUAUUGCUCAAUGCAAAAGUAAUUACUCUCCUGGAAGCAAUGUCACUGUUGAUGAGCAAUUACUUGGAUUCCGUGGUAGAUGCCCAUUCAGAAUGUAUAUACCUAACAAACCAAGUAAAUAUGGAAUAAAAAUCCCAAUGAUGUGUGAUAGUGGAACUUCUUACAUGCUGAACGCUAUGCCAUACAUCGGAAGAGCAACAAAUACAAAUGGUUUGCCGCAAGGAGAGUAUUACUUGAAGGAGCUAUCAAGACCAGUUCAUGGCACAAACCGCAACAUUACGUGUGACAAUUGGUUCACGUCCAUCCCUGCCACAAAAUCAAUGCUACUUGCACCAUAUAAAUUGACAAUAGUGGGCACGGUAAGGUCAAACAAACGGGAGAUCCCCGAGCAGUUGAAAAACACCCGUUCUCGGCAAGUGGGAACGUCUAUGUUUGCCUUUGAUGGAUAUUUAACACUAGUUUCUUACAAGCCUAAGCCGUCGAAAAUGGUGUACUUAUUGUCUUCAUGUGAUGAAGGUCCCAUUAUAAAUUCUUCAACUGGCAAACCUGAGAUGAUAAUGUUCUACAAUCAAACUAAAGGCGGCGUCGAUACGUUUGAUCAGAUGUGCUCUUCUAUGUCAUGUUCUAGAAAGACAAACAGAUGGCCAAUGACAAUGUUUUAUGGCAUUUUAAACAUAGCCUUUGUCAAUUCUUACAUAAUUUACACGCAUAAUGUUUUGCUAAACGGAGGAAGACGAUUGAAUCGUAGAGAGUAUAUGAAGAAGCUUAGCUCUGACCUGUCAGCACCGUGGAUGAGAUCCAGAAUGGAAGUCCCUACUUUGACCAGACGUUUGAAGGAAAAUAUUCAAAAAAUCUUACCACAAACCAGUCAAGAGGGUUCUGAAGAAGCUGACGAUGAACCUCCAGCUAAAAUUGGAACAGUGUUAGACGAUUUAAAAUCUCCAGUAUCUGCGCCAUGGGUUGCUGUAGUUGAUCAAAAGUCGCAUUUAAUUCAAUGCGCAAAGAACCAAAAUGGACAAGGACAUCCAUUGAACCAACUACAACAACCACAACAACAUCUACCAGAACAACAUCAGAAAUUAAUUGAAAAGCUUCAAUUACAAAUACGCGAACUUCAACAACAACAUAAGGAACAGCAACAAGAACGACCAUCAAUCUGA
Molecule: messenger RNA, 1884 nt
Organism: Eupeodes corollae
Lineage: Eukaryota; Metazoa; Arthropoda; Insecta; Diptera; Syrphidae
Product: piggyBac transposable element-derived protein 4-like
Exons: 3
Coding region: 1-1884 (627 amino acids)
Source: RefSeq, a predicted model, not a curated record